CUGCCGCUCCUGCUCUUGUGUGCCGCCGCCGCAGCCGCCGCCCCGGGCGGCACCGUGAACCGCUUCGGCCAGUGGCGCGUCGCCACCACGGCUCCCCCCGCCGCUCCGGCCGACCCGGCCACCUUCCGCAACGGCGGGCGGCGCCAGUGCCCGCCACCGGCCGGCGGCGACAACGCCAACGUCGGCUACGACAAGUUCGACCCGAACCGCUGCGUGGACGCGGACGUGGGCGUGCUGGCCGGCUGGCGGCCAGACCUGCAGGGCGCGCGCCGGCCAGGGGAGGGUCUCACCAACCCGCUGGUGGAGCUCCGCACGCAGCUGGGGCCGCUGACCGGGUUCCGGGUGAAGCUGUUCGACGAGCCGGGCCUGCGGCCGGAGGAGUGGCCGGCGCGGCUGCAGCCCGGCGUGCACAAGGAGAGGAGGACGGUGACUGCGUUCCUCGGCGUGCCGUACGCGCUGCCGCCCGUGCAGGAGGCGCGCUUUAAGCCACCGCGGGCCCGGCCGGGUUGGCAGCGCUGGCUGGCGCUGGACUACGGGCCGGCAUGCCCUCAGCCGGCCAGGUUUGUCGGGGCCGGACGUGGGGUGCGGGAGGUCGACGAGGACUGCCUCUACCUCAACGUCUUCACGCCUCAGGUGUCCAGCAACGUGAAGGAGCUGUACGCGGUCAUGGUGCACAUCCACGGCGGCGAGUUCUCCCACGGCUCCUCCAACCGCUUCCCAGGCCACAUGCUGGCCGCCUGGGGCCAGGUGGUGGUCGUGACCUUCAACUACCGCCUCGGGGCUCUAGGCUUUCUGAGCACUGGCGACGAGCACUCACCGGGAAACUACGGCCUACUGGAUCAGGCGAUGGCUCUGCGCUGGGUGUACGACAACGUGCACUACUUCAACGGCGACCGACGCCGCAUCACGGUGUUCGGCGACGACGCCGGAGCGGCCAGCGCCGGCCUGCUGGCCGUCUCCCCGCGCACGGCCCAUAUCGUGCACCAGGUCAUCGCCCAGAGCGGGUCCCCGCUGGCUGACUGGGCGGCCAUCUCGGACCUGGAGUGGGCCCGCAACACGUCCCGCGUGUUCGGCGAGAGGAUCGGCUGCCUGGCCGACACGUCCGCCAAGCUGGUCAACUGCCUCAGCCGCGGACGCAGCGCGCUGGAGAUCGGAGACGUCGAGUUCACGCCGGACGUGGGCGUGUUCCCGUGGGCGCCGGUGGUGCAGGCCAACAUCUCGCUGCCGCCGGACGGCUGGUACGAGGGCUGGACGGAGCGCGACUGGCGGGUGCUGCCUGAUCUACCGGCCGCGCUGUACCGGGCGCGGGCCUUCAGCGGCGACCUCCGGCUGCUGACCGGGGUCAACAGGGACGAGGCGGCUCCCUUCGUGUACGGAAACGCGAGCUUGGCCCCGGACUACGUCAUCACGCAGCGCUGGCUGGACACCAAGGUGCGGGAGUGGGCCGAACAACACAACUACACGCUGAACCUGAACGGCGUGACGACGGCCAUGCGGCAUCUGUACACGUACUGGCCCGACCCCAAGAACCAGACGUGGAUACGCCAGAUGUACAUCAACUUUGUCUCUGACGCGCUGUACACGGCUCCGGUGGACGCCAUGGUGAAGAUGGCCCUGGAGCUGGACGUGCCCACGUACCAGUACGUGCUCAACACCACGGUGGAGGCCCUGGAGGCGCCGCUGUGGCGGCAGGUCCCUCACGGCCUGCAGUACUACAUUGCUGACUGGCGCACCCUUCUUGGACCCCCGAGCUUCUGCCAGGAGACGUUCGACUGGACCGGAACGCCUGGACGGAGGGCGACAGAAACAUGA
Molecule: messenger RNA, 1812 nt
Organism: Pollicipes pollicipes
Lineage: Eukaryota; Metazoa; Arthropoda; Thecostraca; Pollicipedomorpha; Pollicipedidae
Product: neuroligin-like protein glit-1
Exons: 9
Source: RefSeq, a predicted model, not a curated record